GACACGUACCGCGAUCACUGUAAAUUAUUAAAUGGAAUAAAGUUCAUUUAAACUUGAAAAAGCGCUUUUGUAUUCUCCAUGCGCAAGUGGUCCUUCGAGGGAAAAAGUAAAAUCAGUGUUCGACGUUUUCGUCAAAGUAGUGUUCGCGGCAAGUGCGUGUGCGAGCUGCCUGGCCGUCUAUACCGGCUGGGAUUUCGUCGUGGUCGUGCCUAGGCUAGCGCUGCUGGCCUGGAACUUCGUUCUAUCCAUAAUAGAACGAAAAUCAGACACGGAUUGGAGAAAAGAGCAUCAUCAAAAACCGCAAGUAACUCGGUAUAAGUCGAAUUUUUCGACCACCGACAUUCCUCACUUUUAAUAUGGAGUGAAGUUUGUGCAACCCGCAGCCAUCUUGCGGAACUUCGCAUUGGUUUUUGACUUUGACAGUUUGUGUCAUCUGUCACGUUUGACAUUGACGUACAAUAAAUAUCAAAACAAAGUGCUAUCAGCGUCGUUGUGCCUUCCUUUAAAAGUGUUUGUGCAUUCGUUCGUCAUAAAUAAAAAUUAAAAUGGCUACCGAAACGGAAAACCUAAAAAAAUUACGCGUUAUACGCUCGCAGUGUAAAGGAACGAUUACGAGAAUCGACAAUUUUGUCAAGGAUCCCGUAUGUUUGGCAGCCGCCAGCGCCGAUAUAUUAGAGGCGCGAAAAGAGAAGCUCAUUUCCACCUUAAAAGAUUACGAAAAGGUGCAAAUGGACAUACUAAGCAUUGAUGAAGGCGAUGGUGAACAGGUGGGAGAAAUUGAAGACAAAUACUAUUCUAUAUUAGCAAAAAUUAACAGCUCUCUUAAAAUGUUAAACACAAAAGUGACUUCGGAUUGCCACAACGCAUCCACAUGUAAGUUGCCCACAAUAGAAAUUCCCUUUUACGAUGGAAAGGAUUUCACUAAGUUUAAACCCUUUUUCGACUUAUUUACUGCUGUUAUCGAUCAGAAUAACUCGCUGUCUGAUGUGCAAAAGCUUUUUUAUUUGAGAAAGUACCUACAAGAGGAUGCAUUGGCGGUUAUUCUGAACUUGCCAUUGGUGAACGAGUCAUAUAAACAAGCAAUACAAUUAUUAAAAAAGAGAUUUGACAACAAGGCUAGAUUAGUAGCAAACCAUAUAGGUAUAUUGUUAGAUAUUUCGAAUAUACAAAAGGGCACAGCAGCUUCCAUACGAACAUUUGUUUCACAAAUAAAUCAACAGAUGCAUGCAUUAAAAAAUUUAGAUGAACCCGUCGAUAAAUGGGACAUGCUUUUAAUAUCAAUUUUGACUAGAAAGUUAGAUCAAUUCACACACCGGGCAUAUCAAUUAGACCGGGACUCUGACACCAUGCCUACUAUGGCUGGUUUCAUUGAAUAUUUAGAAAAGCGUGCUAUAGCGCUCGAAGAUAGUCAUCCAAAUAAACAUAGUACCUACUAUGAUGGUGCUACCAAACAUGUUUAUAAUAAAAGUACUUGCUAUGAAGGUACUCACAAAUCAAUACCUAAGGUUACAAAUGUGGUAUCGAAGUCGUUGCCGCCCUGUAGGUACUGUGAUAACAAAGACCAUCAGAUAUAUAAUUGUCCCAUAUUUAAAAUGUUACCUAUUGCUCAGAGGCAAUCUUAUGUAACUGAAAAACACAUGUGUAAUGUAUGCCUCAAUAACCAUGAUGGUAAAUGUAAAUUUACUUUUAAAUGUAAAAUGUGUAAACAGGGCCACAACACAUUGCUGCAUCAGGAGCGCAAUGUGAAUGUGGAGAAGCCCAGAAUAAAUAAUGAUGACAGUCAGCAGCCACUAUCAUCUGAUGCUGGGCUGCAUAAAAACUGAAAAUGGACCGGUAUUCCAGAAUACCAUGUUAGGAUAUAUUGUCGGAGGAAGUAUCCCCGAGGAAGGUACUACAUGUAAUAUUGUAACAAAUUUAGUUAAUAAUAUAUCUGAUGGUGAAAAAUUGGAAAAUGUAAUGGAGCAAUUCUGGCUCUCUGAAAAACUUCCUGAAGUGGAAAAAUCUACAAAUGAUGAAUUUAAACAAGCUGAAAAAAUAUUUCAGUACUCUGUAUCACUUAAAGACAAUAGAUUUUAUGUUGAUAUGCCAUUAGCUUUCCCUAUGGAAGAGUUAGACCUUGGUGACUCAUUUUCUGUUGCCUAUAAUAGAUUCAUAAUGUUAGAAAAAAGGUUACAAAAAGAUCCUUUGCUAUUUGAACAAUAUAAAAAAUUUAUUGACCUAUAUCUGGAAUUAGGACAUGCAAAGAUAGUUGAUAUUGAGGGUUAUGAUUUAAAUGGUCCUGUGUUUUUUCUAGGACACCACUGUGUUUUUAAUCCAUCGAGUCGAACCUCACAUCAUCGUGUGGUCUUCGAUGGAUCGAUGAAAUCUAGAAAUGGGACAUCGCUGAAUCAAGUCAUGCUGAACGGACCUGUUGUACAGAGUGAGCUCUUUGAUAUUCUUAUUUUGUUCAGGACUUAUCCAUUUAUUUUAACUUGUGACAUUCAAAAGAUGUUUCGCAAUGUUUUUAUAAAUGAACAUCAACGCGGACUUCAAAACAUUUUAUGGCGCGAGUCGCCCAAAGACCCUAUCAACUGCUUGCAGCUUCAAACUGUUACAUACGGUUUAAAAUCGAGCACAUUUUUAGCUACAAGAGCUCUAAAUGAGAUAGCAAAUAUGCAUAAGGAUCAGUUUCCUUUGGCCGCUCAGGCUAUUUAUAAAAAUACAUUUGUUGAUGAUGUGCUUACUGGUGCUGAUGAUGUAGGGACACUUCAGGAGCUGAAAAAGCAAAUUGUAGAGCUUCUGAAAUUAGGUAGUUUCUCGUUACAUAAAUGGUGCUCGAACCAUGCUCCAGUCUUGAGCGAUAUUCCAGUUGAGCACAGACAAAUUGAUAGUGUAGAAAUAGGUCAAAAUGACACCGUGAAGACUUUAGGUCUUACACUCGAGGUAAAUUCAGACAAAUUGACUUUCUCUUGCCCUGCAAUCGAUGAGGCAAACAUAAUGAACACAAAAAGAAAAAUUCUCAGCUUUAUAGGGAAAAUGUUUGACCCACUUGGUUUAAUUGGCCCGGUAAUCGUGGUGGCCAAACUAUUCAUGCAAGAACUCCAUAGCUCUAUGCAUAAAGAUUGGGACUCAAUAAUCCCGAAUGAAAAAUUCCUAUACUGGUCAAAGUUUUUGGAAAAUUUAAGGCAAAUGGGUCAAAUUAAAAUAGAAAGAUGUGUAAACUAUAAAUUAGUAUCACAUGUAGAGCUAGUAGGGUAUGCCGAUGCAUCUAUUAAGGCUUUCGGGAGCUGUCUCUACCUAAGAGUUUUUAUGACUGAUGGCUCGAUUCAAGUGAACUUAAUAUGUUCCAAAAGCCGUGUGUCCCCACUUUCUAAAUCUCACACUAUUCCUCAAUUGGAGCUUUCUGCUGCUCUACUUUUAGCGCAAUUGGCAAGUAGAGUCAGUAAGAUUUUAAAUGAUAGAGUUCCUCAUAAAAUAUUUCUCUAUAGUGAUUCCCAAAUUGUUUUGUGGUGGAUCAAGACUGAGGCAGCAAAAAGUACUGUAUAUGUAAAAAAUAGAGUCAAACAAAUUGUAGAGCUUACUAAAAACUCACAAUGGCUGUAUGUUAGGUCAAAAGAUAAUCCUGCUGACUUAUUAUCAAGGGGAGUUGAACCGCAUAAGCUGCAGGAGUGUGAUCUAUGGUGGCAUGGUUCGCCUAGUCUUUGUAAUGUAAAUCAUACACAUACAAAUUUAGAAGAGUUUAAUCAUGACGAUAUCAUGACACGCAUAGACUCGCAUAGUGCUUCAUUGGAUGCGUCUUCUGACGAUGUAGAGGGAAUUUUGUGCCAUACCGCAAAUUUAGAGCCUCUAGAUUUAUUAAGAAAAUAUUCCAACAUAAAUAAAUUUCAAAAAGUGGUUGGUUUUAUUUACAGAUUUUAUAAUAACUGCUUGAACAAAGACAACAAAAUAACAAGCAGAAACUUAACUGCAAAGGAAUUGCGUGACUCUAUGACGAAAAUUUUACGUUGUACACAGGCAGAGCAUUUUGAUAAAGAAUUAGUCCUGCUCUCAAAAAAUAAGCCUGUGACAAUUAGUGAUCAAUUAGCAUUCCUAGAUAAAAACGGAGUAAUUAGGGCCGUGGGGAGGCUGCAAAAUGCAGAGAACCUGUCUUAUGACAAGCGGCAUCCAUCUAUACUUCCAAAAAACUCCUUUAUUACCGAUCUUAUUAUAGAACGAGAGCACUUAAGACUUAUGCAUGCAGGCGCUAGG
This is a messenger RNA of Cydia strobilella, 4227 nucleotides long. RefSeq lists its product as uncharacterized. The record is from RefSeq and is a predicted model, not a curated record. The transcript has 2 exons. The coding region runs from base 546 to 1823 and encodes 425 amino acids. NCBI's taxonomy places the organism in Eukaryota, Metazoa, Arthropoda, Insecta, Lepidoptera, Tortricidae.